AAAGACUGAUCUUUGACUAGAUGGCAGUAACAUUUGAUGAUGUGACUAUUAGUUUUACUUGGGAGGAGUGGAAAUUCUUGAAUUCUACUCAAAAGAAGCUCUACAGAGAGGUCAUGUGGGAGAACUACACAAAUGUCAUGUCAGUAGGAAAGUGGAAUGAGAGUUACAAAUCCCAGGAAGAAAGAUUCAGAUACUUAGGACAUGGCAAUCUUUCUUGCUGGCAAGGAUGGAAGAAAGCCGGCACUCAGAUAUAUGAAAACCAGAACUGUGUGGAAACUGCUGAAAAGAAAGAGGUAGAUUCCAAGGACCUAAUGCAGCAAGACCUUUCCCACUGUCAGGAAUGGUUAAUACUCUCUACACAAGUACCAAGAUAUGGGAACUAUGAAAUGACUUUUCAAGAAAAAAGUUCCAGGAACUCUACGUAUAAAAAGUCUAUAACUUGGCAGUCCUUAGAACCAAAAAACACUAAAGAUUAUGGGAGAGAAAUUUGCAUAAGAGAUUCCCAUGGUUGUCAAGGAAACAGAUACCAUCUUGCCAUAUCCAAGAAAAGUCUCUCUCUGGCAGAAGCAGAGAAGCUCAUAGUUCAUCAUUCAUAUAUCCCAAUAGAAGAAGCCCUUCUGGAGUUCAGUGGUGAGAUAUGCCAAAAUGACCUGCUAAAAGACUCUAUGAAAGAGACACACUGUGGAUGUAGUAAAUGUAAAGAUAUUUAUUACUGGAACUCACAGUAUAUUCUACACAAGAGAGAGCCAUUUGGAGAAAAGCUCUAUCAGUGUUCCAUCAGCACAGCAUGCUUCUCUCAGAGAUCAGACCUGUAUAGACAUCCAAGAAUUCAGAUCGGUAAACCUCUGUAUGGAUGCAAUGAAGUUGAUGGUCACUUUAGUCAGAGCGCAGGUGUUUAUCAGACAGUCCACAGAGGGGAGGUUCCUUAUAUAUGUAAUGCAUGUGGUAAGAGCUUCCGCCAGAUCUCUAGUCUUCACAGUCAUCAAAGACUCCACACAGAAGAGAGACUCUAUAAAUUUGAGUGUGAUAAGGACCUCAGUAGAAAUUCAUUACUUCACAUUCACCAGAGACUUCACAUAGGAGAUAAACCUUUUAAGUGUGGUCAGUGUGGUAAGAGUUUUAGUCGGAGUUCAGUACUUCAUGUUCAUCAGAGGGUCCACACAGGAGAGAAACCCUAUAAGUGUGAUGAGUGUGGUAAGGGCUUCAGUCAGAGCUCAAAUCUUCGAAUUCAUCAGUUAGUCCACACGGGAGAGAAGUCCUAUAAAUGUGAUGAUUGUGGAAAGGGCUUUACCCAGCGCUCAAAUCUUCAAAUUCAUCAGAGAGUGCAUACAGGAGAGAAGCCGUAUAAAUGUGGAGACUGUGGGAAAGACUUCAGUCACAGCUCAGAUCUUCGUAUUCAUCAGAGGGUCCAUACAGGGGAAAAACCUUACAUUUGUCAUGAAUGUGGUAAGGGCUUCAGCAAAAGUUCCAAGCUCCACACUCAUCAAAGAGUCCAUACUGGAGAGAAACCUUAUCAGUGUGAAGCAUGUGGUAAGGGAUUCUGUCAGAGUUCACAUCUUCUGAUUCAUCAGAGAGUUCACACAGGAGAAAAACCCUAUAAAUGUGAUGAUUGUGGGAAAGGCUUUAGUCACAGCUCAAAUCUCCAUAUUCAUCAGAGAGUCCAUACAGGAGAAAAGCCAUAUCAGUGUGCCCAGUGCGGUAAGGGUUUCAGUCAUAGCUCAGCUCUUCGAAUGCAUCAAAGGGUUCACGCAGGAGAGAAACAUCCUAAGUGCCAUGAAUAUUAUAACAAAUUUGAUCAAAACUCCCAUCUUCACAACAAUCUUAGACGAGAAACUUUAUAA
Molecule: messenger RNA, 1841 nt
Organism: Chrysochloris asiatica (Cape golden mole)
Lineage: Eukaryota; Metazoa; Chordata; Mammalia; Afrosoricida; Chrysochloridae
Gene: ZNF214
Product: zinc finger protein 214
Exons: 2
Coding region: 21-1841 (606 amino acids)
Biological process (GO): regulation of transcription by RNA polymerase II
Molecular function (GO): DNA-binding transcription factor activity; RNA polymerase II cis-regulatory region sequence-specific DNA binding
Source: RefSeq, a predicted model, not a curated record